AGACGUCAUUACGUCAAUAUAUGGCGUGUGUAAAGGGAGGCUAAACUAUUUUCAAUUUUCCGAAUUUUGCAAUAAAAUUCUUCGCACAUUCUUGAGACUUCGUAAAUAUUAAAGAGACACAAAAAAUAAAUAUUUUUCCCCCUCGGCUGCGUUCGAAAACAUCACCCGAUUACGUAAAUAGAACGCAGCAUGUUGUACAUGUGGUGGUUUUAGCAUGUGUCAGUAAAUGUGAGGUUACGUUUCACAGAGAUCAUCCGCUCUCGUUAUAGUCGUUACGGAUGUGUAGAUAAAUCGUUUUCUUCGUGAACACAAGAAAAAAAGAGAGCAGCGUUAAAAUGUCGUCGUGGAAGAAGGCCACGAAGGCGAACCAGAAGACCCAUCGGGAACGUCAUCAACCGGAGGUCCGCAAUCACUUGGGGCUACUGGAGAAGAAGAAGGACUACAUUGCCAGAGCCAGGGCCUUCCAGGAGAAGCGGGCGACGAUCAAACUUCUGAGGAAGCGCGCGCUGAAUAAGAAUCCUGAUGAGUUUCACUUUCAUAUGAUCAACUCCAAAAUGGUGAACGGCGUUCAUCGAGAGAGGGACAAGGAGGAUCAGCAUACGCCUGAGCAGAUCAAGCUGAUGGAGACGCAGGAUCUCAAAUAUGUAGCGUACAAGAGGAACAUUGAGGCGAAGAAGAUAAACAAGCUGCAGAGUCAGUUGCACAUGAUCGACGCAGCCAACAAGACGCCGAAUCAGCACACCUUCUUCGUGUACGAUGAUGCCAAGGUGAAGAAUUUCGACCUCGCCGAGAAACUGGACACACAUCCGGCGCUUCUGUCCAGGCGCACGAAUCGGCCUAUGCUGAGUGCGAUCAAGAACAUGAAGCUGCCGGAUUUGGAUGACAAGACUAUCACCAAGCUCGAGCAAAAGAAACACAUGGCUUACAAGGAGCUCGAGAAGCGAAUCGACAGGGAACGCGAAUUGACGGUCGUGCAACAGAAGCUGGAGGUGCGCAGGACGCUGAAAGACAAGAAGGUCAGGAAACCAAAACUAGUAAAACCUGGCUCCAAGACUGCCGCUCCUAUUUAUAAGUGGAAGUUUGAGAGAAAACGAUAACUUAUGUGUAUUAUAGAAUUUAAUUGGCGUAAUAUUAUUAAUUAUAAUUGAAUAUCGAAUAAAAGUUCAUACAAUUUUAAUGUG
Molecule: messenger RNA, 1181 nt
Organism: Wasmannia auropunctata (little fire ant)
Lineage: Eukaryota; Metazoa; Arthropoda; Insecta; Hymenoptera; Formicidae
Product: probable U3 small nucleolar RNA-associated protein 11
Exons: 2
Coding region: 336-1097 (253 amino acids)
Biological process (GO): rRNA processing
Cellular component (GO): nucleolus; small-subunit processome
Source: RefSeq, a predicted model, not a curated record